GCCUGCCUAAAAACGAGUCUAUCGGAUUUGCCCGAAUCCACCUGUUACGUUGAAUGGCCGCGUUCCUAUACACUGUUCCGAACGCUUUCUCAACUACCACCACCACUAUUAUCAGCGUUUGACGACUCUUCUUUCUUUUACUCAACGUCGUCUCUGUUUACAGCGCUUCUUCUCUUCUAUCUUGAUGUUUGAAGACGAAGCACAGCGUCAGCUCGAGGCAUCGACAACGAUUAUGCCCAUAGAUAAAGCGGAUAGUAACGGUACCAAUCAUGCUGGUGCAAAAACUGAGAGUAAUCUACGCGACAAUGCUGGAAGAGGCUCUCCGGUAACUCCUCCGUCGCCCAACUUCGAUGAUUCUGGUCAGUUUUGUAUUGUUCUUGUCCAUGUUCGACAGGCUGAAUGUCCUGGCUUUCAAUCGCCUUAGAAACUAAACUAUCUAGAAAGAGAGAACGUGAGGUCUCCUUAGAACCUGUAACUGGUUCUAGUGCGAAGUCAAAUACAGUCUCGGACUCCAUGCUGCAUAAUUCCAAGGAGGAAAAAGACUACACUCGCACUCCAGCGAAAAAGAACCGCAUUCAUCGCUCUGUUGAACUGGAUGCAACCGCCGAAGAAGAAGACAGUCAGGCUUCCGGCCAUCAUCGAUCCCGGUCCAAUAGUUCGGACGACUCCAACACUAAUUCGCCACCGUUGACCCAAGCAGAUCUCGGAAUUGCUGCGUCCCCUCCUCAAGAAAUGAAGAUUAAAGUUCGGCAGAUCAGCCAGGGCGUGGAGGAUCUUACCUGGAGGAAUAUGAAGAAGCAGCAGAAAGGGUCGGAUGCAGACGAAAGCGACGCGCAAAGUCAGAAGAUUCCAAAACUCCCUAUGACUAGUGUUGAAGAGGACAAAAACAUGGAAGAAGAGGCACUCCCGUCUACAUCUUCAUCCGCUUCGGCGUCUCGAAGGGACUCAGAUGCAAAUCCUACGGUAGAGGCAGCGCUUCACUUGAAAAGAAAGUACCCUGAGCGAGGUCCAAGUGCUGGACCUCCCAUUGGACUGGAAUCAAAUACUCUUUCAUCGACUCCAAAUAUGCUCGGGACGGGUGCGGAAGCAUCAUCUAAACGCCCCCGGGACGAUUCCGACAAGGAUGAUAAUCCGAGAGUUCCCAAGCGGCCAACGCCACCACCCGAAGAAAAAGAGAAGCAUUCCUCAAUAAAGCAGGCAUCGUCUAGUGGUUUUAUGGCGUAUGCAUCCACAAGUUCCCCAUUCGCAUCCAUCAAAGGUCAAAACAUCUUUUCAUCAUCUGCAAACUCCGUCUCCUCUUCAGCGAUCAAGACACCUUUACCAUCCUCCCCUGUUCUCGGAAGAGCAGAUGUUCUACCAUCCGCGGGUACCAAACGUACAGGAUUCGAAGCCUUCGCUUCAUCCUCAUCCCCUUUCGCUUCAGUCGCAAAAUCCAAGUCUUCUGUUCUCGGUGGUAGUGGAACAUUCGGUUCGACAAACAUCCUCGGAGGCGGUGCACGCGCGAAAAGCCAGUCCCGACGUGCAGCAGGAUCCCCUUCACGCUCCAGUCACUCGUCUACUACUACCACAAGCGUUUUUGGAUCCUCGGUAGGAUCUAACAGUAAAGGAGGCAGUAGUGCAUUCACAGUAUAUGCCAGCGGUGGCGUUCAAAGUUUUGCCCUGCCUUUGACAAAGAGGGCCCGAGGAGCUGGUAAUUCUGGGGACAAUUCGACGUUGAGUGAGUCUGCCUUAGACGGACACGAUGUCUUCUCCCCUAGCAGAGGCGAAGGUUCCAGUAGAUCGUCUUCGUCUUCUGACGUAGCUUCUUUUGGUGCAAAGCUUCGUGCGGCUGGUAAAGGCAGUGAUGAAGAGGAGGUCAAUGGGGAUGAGGAAUGGGAUGAAGCUAGACCGAAGGUGAAUCUAAGUGAGCAGGAAGUGUCGACUGGCGAGGAGCUCGAAGAGACAAUCCAUCAAGUCCGAGGAAAGUUGUUUGCUCUAGCUGACGGCGCUUGGAAGGAACGUGGAACAGGGCAAUUAAAAAUCAACGUUCGCGCGGAAGAUGGAGGCGGAGCUCGAUUGGUAAUGCGCAAAGAAGCUGUGUACACCCUCCUCCUCAAUGUGACGCUAUUCGCCGGUAUGAAGUGCACUUUGGCGCAGGACCCGAGAUAUGUGAGGUUCAGUGUUAUCGAGAAUGGGCAGCAGACGACGCAUUACAAUUUAAGGCUGGCGAAUGCGAAAAUAGCCUCAGAGCUGAUGGAAGCCAUACACGAAAACCUUCCAGAAAAGUAGACUCCGUGGUCCCUCGGGUUUCGUGCUUCAAAUACAGGGGAAAGGUUGGGAGUUCGGUUGUCAUAAUAUUAAGUAUAUCAUAAAUCCUUUCGUCUUCCUUGAUAUACCCUUUCCCUCCCUUACUGUUCGAACUAUGCACUCAUGAACUACCUUCCUUACUUUUGAGCGACUUCACCUACACAACCAGCCCACUAUUCAGAUGCUAUAUCAUGUUGGACUACAUAUUUGAAUGUAUUUGUUUUAUUUACUGCGAACCUUACUGAGGAGGAUG
Messenger RNA from Lentinula edodes (shiitake mushroom), 2539 nucleotides. RefSeq lists its product as uncharacterized. Gene Ontology annotation, biological process: intracellular transport. The transcript has 6 exons. Gene Ontology annotation, molecular function: GTPase activator activity. Bases 400 to 2268 code for a protein of 622 amino acids. The record is from RefSeq and is a predicted model, not a curated record. Gene Ontology annotation, cellular component: cytoplasm; nuclear pore. Lineage: Eukaryota; Fungi; Basidiomycota; Agaricomycetes; Agaricales; Omphalotaceae.